AUGUAUAACAUGAUGGAACACGAGCUGAAGCCUUCUGGGCAACAGCAGCAGCACCAAACCUCCCAGGGCAUGUCCCCGGUCACCGGUAACAUUGGCAACUCUCACCCGGGGUCCAAAUCCGUAUGCCCUCCGGGCGGGGACCCCAUGGACAAGGUCAAAAGGCCCAUGAAUGCCUUCAUGGUGUGGUCCAGGGGCCAGCGCCGCAAGAUGGCCCAGGAGAACCCCAAGAUGCACAAUUCUGAGAUAAGCAAGCGGCUGGGCGCCGAAUGGAAGCUGCUUACAGACGCGGAGAAGCGGCCGUUCAUCGACGAAGCCAAGCGCCUCAGGGCAGUGCACAUGAAGGAUUAUCCCGACUACAAGUACAAGCCACGGCGCAAGACCAAGCCCCUGCUCAAGAAGGACAACCAGAUGGCGAAGUACCCUCUCUCCGCCGGGAACCUGCUGGCCGCGCAGGGCCAAGGUGGGAGCGCUAGAAUGGAGAGCUACGGAUGGGGCCCAGCGGGAGGUUACGCGGGGAUGCAGAACGAGGCCCUCGGCUACACUCAGCAGCUGCACCGCUACGACCUGUCCGCGCUCCAGUACCCCCAGGCCAUGACGGCAGCACAGACGUAUAUGAAUGGAGCCAACACCUACAGGUAGGCUAUGUUCUGUUCCAUUCUUCCACAUGUUCUGGUGUUAAAUGACUUGAGGGACAACAUGUAGCGUCACAUGCACAUGGACUACACAUAAUUCCAGUUUAGGUAAUGAUAGUUUUAAGUUAAAAGGUUUGCGGGUACUUCUUGUUUUUCCAUUAUGCCCGUUGUAAUUGUGGACACCCAGGCAACAUCAGCUCCACUAAAUUGAGCAUUUCAUUCGAUUGUUAUUUGGUUUAUUAAGUAUUAUAAGCUUGAAGAGGUCACCCUCAUAAACCUUGGUCUACUUCAACACUUGCUUGAACGUUUGUAUCCUGCUAUGAAUGGCCUCUCUCUCUGUGUGUAUGUGUAAAAUCUGAAUUGGAAGAUUUGAUAUCUGUAAUGAUAACCAGGCACUUGAUAUCUGUAAUGAUAACCAGGGCACUCACUUUCUCGAAGUGAAACAGUGGAAGGCUAUGGCUAUUGAAGAUGACGAAUCAAUGUUCCAAUAAUCAAAACCAAUUGCUUAAUCCCAUGAAAUGGUCUCGGGUAUAGGCUACCCUUAGGCCUAAUUACAACAGCACAAUAAUACGUUGUGGUUGAUUAUUCUGAAAGCCAAGAAAUUAUUAAACCCUUUAUCAUUACUUUUGCUUUUUACUGCGUUGUCAAUUGCAGUAGGCCUAUUUCAAUAUUUGUAGGCUUUACCUAUUCUAUUUCGUUUUAGUUGUGUUAAAAUAUCUAUUAGACAAUUAGAAUAAUGUUUUUUAUAAUGAAGGGUAUUUUUUUUAUCCCACCUACAUUUACAUUUACGUCAUUUAGCAGACGCUCUUAUCCAGAGCGACUUACAAAUAGGUGCAUUCCCCUUAUAGCCAGUGGGAUAACCACUUUACAAUGUUUUCACCUAGUUGAUUGAGUUAUUAUAGUUUAGUCAAUCAAAUGGGCAAACACUUCAACACACUCACACAAGUGAAUCUGAUAAUCUGUCAUCUGUUUGUUGCAAAACUGGAUCUGCUGGCGUGUCAGAAAUUAAGAUUAAUUAUAACCCAUGUCAUGACUCACAACAAUGAUCACCCACCCCAGCACAGAGCCAAAACGUUUGUUUUCUCUUUGCAAUUUUUUUCUUCAGAAAAAGACUAAAUAUACUGCACAUUUUUAAUGAUUAUCAUUUUUAUUAUUUUUUCCAAAGGACCAGUAUAGGCCUAAAACCCUUAAGUUAGAACUGUAAUUAACUUUUAAUUAAUUAAAAUAUUAUACCUUUUGUCUUCAGAACUUUACUCAAUAUUAAAUAGGUUAUUCGUUUGAGUUUAAUUUAGGUUAAGUAGGUUGUUUACUUGUUUUCAGGCCUAUGGAAUGAGCAUGUGAAGAGGCCCACUAUGGGAGUGUGUGUGGUCCUUUACCCACAAUCCUCUAGUCCGCUUCAGUGCCUUCUCCCAGACCUCUUCUAGAGAAGCCAGUGAAUUUAAAACAAAACAAAAAAGCAUACUCUUAACAUUUAACCAACUCCUUUUCAGUCUUAAGAUAUUUCAAAUUUUCUCUCCUGAAGUUUUUCUUUGGUUUAUGGUGAAUUCUGAUUUAGAUGUGAGCCUAAAUGAGAAUGUCGUUCACUUCCCAGUGCAGUAGUCAUGUUGGUGGCCUAACCAGUCUGGACCUGCCCUAGCUGUCCCCAGCCCAGGCCCAAGCCCCAUGCCUUUUGUAAACAUGGUGAAUUCCAUCACGUGUAUAGGGCUCUCCCUUCGGGUGACUGGCAGUUCCUUUUCUGUUGGUCACAUCAAUCAAGUCUGUCAGUCUGCAGGGUGAUUGGAAGUUAUUUUCUAUUGGUCACAUCAGUCAAGCCUGUAAUGCAACAUAAUCAUUUUUAUUCAGAUGGGUUGGUCUUUCAAUCAAUAAGCCCUUUUUUUAAAUUAUAGCUAUAGUCCCUCCUGUAGCUCAGUUGGUAGAGCAUGGCGCUUGCAACGCCAGGGUUGUGGGUUCGAUUCCCACGGGGGGCCAGUAUGAAAAAUGUAUGCACUCACUAACUGUAAGUCGCUCUGGAUAAGAGCGUCUGCUAAAUGACUAAAAUGUAAAUGUAAACCCACUGAAUCGCAAAUUACACCGUAUUGAGUUUGAGGCUAUUUCAAGAGGAUGCAAUGUUACAGAACCUUCCAUCUGAUGCUUUAAAGCGCUUUGAGAUUCUUUAUGUAAUGAAUAGUGCUAUGAAAGUUGCUGUUAUUAUUUAUUAUUAUUAUUAGUGUAAUGGGUCUGUUCUAUAUAUGCUACAAUUCUACCUGAAUUCAACUUCAGUUGCAUGGCUCAGAAUGUCACAUCGUAGCACUUUACACUGUAGCAUGUCACACUGUGGCAUUGCAUGGCAUAACAUUGAUAUUGUCCAGUCACUAACCGUACCUCUCGCCUCCCCAGCCCCAUGUCCUACAGCAGCAGCUCCCAGCAGCCCAGCCCAGUCAUGUCCAUGGUGAAGCCAGAGCCGGUGUCACACUCCCCGACUGGUGGAACUAACCUCCACCGCGGGCCACUCCAAGGGGACCUGAGGGAUAUGAUCAGUAUGUACAUCCCCGGCGGGGACACCAGUGACCCGGCCGCCCAGAGAGGAGGCUACAGUGUCCAGCAACACUAUCUCAGUGGGACCGUUCCCCUCACUCAUAUCUAGGGGCCGGUGUUGGUAGUGUCUGGGACUGAUGUUGGGUGUGCCCGGACACAAGUUAAAACGCACCCCCCGAACUGAACACCACAUCCUCAGACCCACUCACGAUGGUCCCGUGUUGCAUUAUAAACGGCAGUGACUUAAUAUGAAAGGUUAUUUUUCUACCUCCGCAAUUUUGACUAGAAUCCCUUCGUCGUCCACCCCGUCCCCUGUCCCAAGACUGGGUGGUUUGUUCAGUCGCCCAUCCACUGUUUGGACGGAGACCUGUCCCUUCUCUGUGAACUAUGAAGGACUGCUGUAUUGUACAUACGAUCUUUACUUCUCUCCAUGAUGAUUGCAACGUUUAAGUGUACAUCUUUUUUUUUUCUCUCUUUGACAAAACUGACCUUGACAUCUUCCAUUCAAAAACUCCCAG
This is a messenger RNA of Coregonus sp. 'balchen', 3664 nucleotides long. NCBI's taxonomy places the organism in Eukaryota, Metazoa, Chordata, Actinopteri, Salmoniformes, Salmonidae. The record is from the annotation of a GenBank genome assembly.